Molecule: messenger RNA, 966 nt
Organism: Cordyceps fumosorosea ARSEF 2679
Lineage: Eukaryota; Fungi; Ascomycota; Sordariomycetes; Hypocreales; Cordycipitaceae
Product: Sec14 cytosolic factor
Exons: 4
Coding region: 1-966 (321 amino acids)
Source: RefSeq, a predicted model, not a curated record
AUGGAUAUCGACGCCAAAUACGACCACUAUGACUUCCCCUAUGAGGCUAAGGAACCUCAAAUUGGGCACGCCGGUCACCUCGAUGCCGCACAGAUUGCUCAGGUUCACCAGCUGCGCAUGAUGCUUGAGGCUGAGGGCCUGACGGAACGUCUGGACACGCUGACUCUGUUCGAUGUCAACCUUUCCAAGCAGAUGUUCGUCGACACCGAAAAGUGGCGAAAGGAGACCGACCUCGACAACACUAUCGCCACCUGGGACUACCCCGAGAAGGCCGAUAUUCAACAAUACUACCAGCAGUUCUACCACAAGACCGACAAUGAUGGCCGCCCCAUCUAUAUUGAAACGCUUGGCGGCAUCGACCUGACCGCCAUGUACAAGAUCACCACCGGCGAGCGCAUGCUUCACAACCUGGCCGUCGAAUACGAGCGCCUCGCCGAUCCUCGGCUGCCCGCCUGCUCCCGCAAAGUCAACAACCUCACCGAGACUUGCUGCACCAUCAUGGACCUCAAGGGUGUCACCCUGACCAAGGUCCCCUCGGUCUACUCGUAUGUCAAGCAGGCCUCGGUCAUUUCACAAAACUACUACCCCGAGCGCCUGGGCAAGUUGUUCCUCAUCAACGCCCCCUGGGGCUUCUCGACCGUCUGGAGUGUCGUCAAGGGCUGGCUCGACCCCGUCACCGUCAAGAAGAUCCACAUUCUCGGUGGUGGCUACAAGAGCGAGCUGCUCAAGCACGUCCCCGCCGAGUCCCUGCCCAAGGAGUUUGGCGGCACCUGCGCGUGCCCCGGCGGCUGCGAGAACAGCGACGCUGGCCCCUGGAAGGAGCCCGAGUGGGCUCGUCCCGCCAAGUGGGAGACGGCUGUCACCAACGAGCCCUCGACCGUAACCAAGCCCGCCGAAGACGAGAAGGCCGGCGUCGCCGCCCCUGUUGAGGAGGACAAGAUUGCCGCUGCCACCGCUACUGCUUAA